GGAUAGAGAAUUUCAGAGAGACCCAAGUCUCCAGCCCCAAAGAGUUGGGGAUACAGAGGAAAGCAGAAAACAAAAUUCUAAAAAUGUGUCUGUGAUGAUACAUAGUUUACCAUUUCACAAGUCACUGGUGAUCAAAAGAGCAAAGCAACCAUACUGCUUAGCCAGUGAAGCCAGGCAGACACGUUUCCCCUGAGGACUCGUGGGACAAAAAGCAGGUGGAUAUCUGUGUGUUCAAGUCUACCCAGGGCCACACUAGAUUGAACCAGCUUAACAGAGUAACAGAGCUCAUGCCCUUGAUCCCAGCAAUAGAGUGGAAUAAACGAUAAGAGCGGUGUUUUCAGUAAUCAGGCUCAAGAAGUCAGUUUACCUAACGUUCCAGUUUUGGAUCAUCGAUUCCGAAGGAGAGAAAACACAAGGCAUGAAGAGCCCAAGAUUCUUCAGGUUCCAGCAAAAUCAGCAGUGGGGAUUCAGAAAGUUCAUCCCUCGACAUUCCCUCUUGGCCCAGGAGCCUUGGCUGCUCGAAGACAAUGAACUCAGCCUGAGAUGCAAGGUGACUGUGGCCCAAGACUCCUUAGGCUUCUCUGACGAGACCACGAUGCCAGGGAUCCAGGUUCCAAGGUGCACUCUGGCAGAUGAGCUAGGAGAGCUGUGGGAGAAUUCCUUCUUCACAGACUGCUGCCUGGUGGUAGCUGGCCAGGAAUUCCGGGCUCACAAGGCCAUCUUAGCAGCUCGCUCUCCAGUUUUCAGAGCCAUGUUUGAACAUGACAUGCAGGAGAGCAGAACAAACCGCAUUGAGAUCCACGACCUGGAGCCUCAAUGCUUCAGAGCAAUGAUGGGCUUCCUUUACACCGGGAAGGCACCGGAUCUCCACAGCAUGGCAGAUGUACUGCUUGCAGCUGCCGACAAGUACGGCCUGGAGCGUUUGAAGGUCAUGUGUGAGGACGCCCUCUGCAAGGACCUCUCCGUGGAGACUGCUGCCCACACUCUCGUCAUGGCUGACCUCCACAGUGCAGGGCAGCUGAAAACCCAGGUGCUGGAUUUCAUAACAGCUCAUGCUUCUGAAGUCUCUGAGACUUCAAGCUGGAAGACAAUGGUGGGCUCAUAUCCCCACUUGCUGGCUGAAGCAUACAGCUCCCUGGCUUCUGCUCACUGCUCAUUACUGGAGACCCCUCCCAAACGCCUCAAGCAAUCUUAGGAUCCUGUCAGC
This is a messenger RNA of Mesocricetus auratus (golden hamster), 1207 nucleotides long. RefSeq names its product speckle-type POZ protein-like. The coding region runs from base 419 to 1195 and encodes 258 amino acids. The record is from RefSeq and is a predicted model, not a curated record. Gene Ontology annotation, biological process: proteasome-mediated ubiquitin-dependent protein catabolic process; regulation of proteolysis. Gene Ontology annotation, molecular function: ubiquitin protein ligase binding. The transcript is spliced from 3 exons. Gene Ontology annotation, cellular component: cytoplasm; nucleus. NCBI's taxonomy places the organism in Eukaryota, Metazoa, Chordata, Mammalia, Rodentia, Cricetidae.